CCUCCUCCUCUUCAUCCUCCUCCUCCUUCUCCUUCUCCUCCUCCUGCUGAAGCGGACCGGACCGGGUUCUGGGGCCCUGGAUGUCUCGGCGGUGCUGGGAGCUGCAGCGGGCCGUGAAGGGAGCUCGGAGCGGCGGGGAGCUGCAGUGUGAUGCGGCGGUGAGACGGAGAUCCUCCGGCCAGGAUGGGCAACAAGCAGACAACCUUCACCGACGAGCAGCUGGAGGCGUUUCAGGACUGCACCUUCUUCACCCGGAAGGAGAUCCUGAGGCUCCACAGUCGGUACCGUGAACUGGCUCCUCAUCUGGUUCCUCUGGACUACACCAACAACCCGGACAUCAGAGUUCCUCUGGCGCUGAUCGUCACCAUGCCAGAGCUGAAGGAGAACCCAUUCAGGGACCGGAUUGUGGAGACAUUCUCAGAGGACGGACAGGGGAACCUCAGCUUCAACGACUUUGUCGACAUGUUUUCUGCUCUUUGUGAAACUUCACCCAGAGAGCUGAAGACCAUCUACGCCUUCAAGAUCUACGACUUUAACAGGGAUAACUUCAUCUGUAAGGAUGACCUGCAGCAGACCCUGACCCUGCUGACCAAAGGAGAGCUGACGGAGGACGAGGUUCUGCUGGUGUGUGAUAAAGCUCUGGAGGAGGCCGACCUGGACGGAGACUCCAAACUGUCCUUCUCUGACUUCCAGAACAUGAUCUCCAAAGCUCCCGACUUCCUCAGGUCGUCUACAUCCUGUUACCAUGGUAACAGUUUGGCCCAUAACUGAACCUGGAGGUGAAGAGACGUUGAAAUGCCCUUUACUGGAAAAAACACUUUUUACAAGUUCUGGAGUCGUUUUAUCCACAUUUAGAAUCAUUCUGGAGACCAUGAGGCAUUUAAACCCUCUGUCUGUCUGUCUGUCUACCUGUCUGUCUGUCUGUAACCUGUCUGUAUGUAACCUGUCUGUCUAUCUGUCGGUCUGUCUGUCUGUAACCUGUCUGUCUGUCUGUAACCUGUCUGUCCUCCUGUCUGUCUGUCUGUCUGUCUGUCUGUCUGUAUGUAACCUGUCUGUCUAUCUGUCGGUCUGUCUGUCUGUAACCUACGGUGGCCGAGAGGUGCAAACCAAAUUUACAAAAAUUUACAAAAUGCAAACCGACAGAGUGCAUUAGCCGCUCCUCGUUGUCACUUCCGGUUAUACCCCGGAGUUGGGACAUUCCCUUUCCGGUUAAAUUUGGAUUUGUAAAAGUGUUUUAUCGCUUGUAAAUUUGUCUUGGAGGUUGUAAAAGUGUUUUGCAUUAUGUAAAUUUGGUUUGCACCUCUUGGCCACCGUACUAACCUGUCUGUCCUCCUGUCUGUCUGUCUGUAACCUGUCUGUCCUCCUGUCUGUCUCUCUGUCUGUCUGUCUGUCUGUCUCUCUGUCUGUAACCUGUCUGUAUGUAACCUGUCUGUCUCUCUGUCUGUCUACCUGCCUGUCUGUAACCUGUCUGUCUGUAACCUGUCUGUCUGUCUGACUGUAUCCUGUCUGUCUGUCUGUCUGUAUCCUGUCUGUCUGUCUGUCUGUCUGUCUGUCUGUCUGUCUGCCUGUCUGUCUGUAACCUGUCUGUCUGUCUGUCUGUCUGUCUGUAUCCUGUCUGUCUGUCUGUCUGUAUGUAACCUGUCUGUCUGUCUGUCUGUCUGUCUGUCUGUCUGUCUGUCUGUCUGUAACCUGUCUGUCUGUCUGUAACCUGUCUGUCUGUCUGUAACCUGUCUGUCUGUCCAUCUACCUGUCCAUCUACCUGUCCAUCUGUCUGUCUGUCUGUCUGUCUGUCUGUCUGUCUGUCUGUCUGUAACCUGUCUGUCUGUCUGUCUGUCUGUCUGUAUGUAUGUAUGUAACCUGUCUGUCUGUCUGUCUGUAUGUAACCUGUCUGUUUGUCUACCUGUCUGUGUGUAACCUGUCUGUCUGUCCAUCUACCUGUCUGUCUACCUGUCUGUCUGUCUGUCUGUAACCUGUCUGUCUGUCUACCUGUCUGUCUGUAACCCAUCUGUCUGUCCAUCUACCUGUCUGCCUGUCUGUCUGUCUGUCUGUCUGUAACCUGUCUGUCUGCCUGUCUGUAACCUGUCUGUCUGUCUGUAUGUAACCUGUCUGUCUGUAUGUAACCUGUCUGUAACCUGUCUGUCUGUCUACCUGUCUGUCUGUAACCUGUCUGUCUGUCCAUCUACCUGUCUGUCUACCUGUCUGUCUGUAACCUGUCUGUCUGUCUGCCUGUCUGUCUGUAUGUAACCUGUCUGUCUGUCUGUAUGUAACCUGUCUGUCUGUAUGUCUGUCUGUCUGUCUACCUGUCUGUCUGUAACCUGUCUGUCCGUCUGCCUGUCUGUCUGU
Molecule: messenger RNA, 2343 nt
Organism: Amphiprion ocellaris (clown anemonefish)
Lineage: Eukaryota; Metazoa; Chordata; Actinopteri; Pomacentridae
Product: calcium and integrin-binding family member 2-like
Exons: 6
Coding region: 184-771 (195 amino acids)
Molecular function (GO): calcium ion binding
Source: RefSeq, a predicted model, not a curated record